This is a messenger RNA of Trichoderma reesei QM6a, 492 nucleotides long. RefSeq lists its product as uncharacterized. The coding region runs from base 1 to 492 and encodes 163 amino acids. The record is from RefSeq and is a predicted model, not a curated record. NCBI's taxonomy places the organism in Eukaryota, Fungi, Ascomycota, Sordariomycetes, Hypocreales, Hypocreaceae. The transcript has 3 exons. Gene Ontology annotation, molecular function: zinc ion binding; carbonate dehydratase activity.
AUGACUGUCGCCAGCGAAUUUGAAGUCGCCAACCAGCAAUAUGCUGCUGGCUUCGACAAGGCUGACUUGCCUAUGCCUCCCGGCCGAAAGGUAUUCGUCUUGACUUGUAUGGACGCCCGUCUCGACCCGGCCAAGUUCCUCGGCCUGGAAGAGGGCCACGCACACGUCUACCGCAACGCCGGCGGCCGCGCGGCCGAGGCCUUGCGCUCCCUGAUUAUCUCGCAGCAGGCGCUGGGCACGCGAGAAGUCGUCGUGAUUCAUCAUACGGACUGUGGCAUGCUGAUAAUCAAGGAGGAGGAAUUCCGUGACACCGUCAAGAAGAACACUGGGGAGGACGUCAGCCACAUUCCGUUUCUGACGAUCAAGGAUCUCCAGGAGAGUGUUAGGACGGAUGUUGAGCUGCUGAGGAAGAAUCCGGCAGUUCUGGAUGUGCCGAUUUCGGGAUACAUCUACGAUGUCAAGACGGGCAAGAUCAACAAGGUCGAUGUCUAA